UUCUCAACAUCUCUUCCGCAACGAGGCAACUUAUUGAUCUCUUUGAAGUGGCGUAUGCUAUGCUAUGGUAUUGUAUGGUAUGUAGUGCAUGGGAUGACUCCCUGAACUCAAGCAAAUUAAAAUAUCCCGUAUGAAAAAAAUGCCGUGCGAAAGUUUCGCUCCGAGUUUAUUCGGCAAGCAUUUCUUUUCAGCUGUUGCACUUACUUGCAUGCUUGAUUUUUUCUAUUAAAACGAAGAUGUUUCCCCUCCUCAAAUCUGUAGUCUCUCUUCAGUUUGCUUCUUGGCUGGCGCAUUACACUUAGCAUUUGGCUCCCGAUCUUCAAUCUUUAUUCGAAUUAUAUACCCAUACCUACCUUCCAUACCUACCUAUAGGUCAACCCAGAAGUACUACAUCAUCAGCCUUUCCACACGGCAGAUUCAACAUGUCAACUACCAGCAAGGACUCUAUCAUGGCCCUGCAUGGCUCUGUCACUUCCGAGUUAGUUCAUACUCUUUUCUGCAUUGUCUCUCAUUUUGUUAUCAACUGCAUGAGUCACACACCCAGUGUCAGACUUGAGGCUUUUGCACUGAUCAUAGAUGGCAAGAUUCAGAAACCAAGUUCAGACUAUGGUCUCCAGCCUCGUACUGUCUGGCCUCAUCAACUAUGCCAAUUUCUCAAAGUGUUGUGGAUAUCCGUGGAUAUGCUGUACCUUAUCCUCUUUCCAACUUCCCAACUUGUCUCUUCUUUCAGCAUGCGUACUUCUUUAGAUCAUUUCAAGUUCUUCAUGAGCCUUUGGUUUUGAUUCAACAUCUCUCCAUCCUUCGCCACAUAACUAUAGCACCAUAACUCAUUCACUUCUUCUCAAAAGUUCUUUUUAAUACAUCAUCAGUCUAACUUUAUCACUCUGCUCAGUACAAAGAACUCUUCCUCUUCCACUUCACUUGAGUCUUCCUCGAUCCAUUCCACCACGACCGAUAAAUCAUCUCUCCAUGCAUAUAGCAUUCAACAAUAUAUUGCAGACAAUGUCCACUAUGUCCCAUACAAAUCUACCGUCAACGCUACACAUAACCCUCAGACUCAGGUCGCCACAGCAGCCGAAGCAGGGCAUCGAAUGAGUAUCAAAUUGCAAGAGUUUGAUAAAAAGUUCCAGGGAGGCAGUGAUGGUAGUGAGUAAAUCUUGAGAGCAAUAGACUCUCAAUUUGCAUCUCAACCCCGGUUGUCAGGUGAUCAGAGUGGUGGGGCUCUUGAGCGCGCCGGCGAGGAGGGACGAAAGGAUCGAAGUAGGAGGAGAUGGGUAUGAGAUCUGCUUGGAGUUUCGUUGGUGUUCGAAUCAUUUAUAAAAACCUUACUUUCAAAUAAUGACAAUUUAAUUACGGCAUGG
Sclerotinia trifoliorum is the source of this 1361-nucleotide messenger RNA. NCBI's taxonomy places the organism in Eukaryota, Fungi, Ascomycota, Leotiomycetes, Helotiales, Sclerotiniaceae. The record is from the annotation of a GenBank genome assembly.